Molecule: messenger RNA, 6610 nt
Organism: Gymnogyps californianus (California condor)
Lineage: Eukaryota; Metazoa; Chordata; Aves; Accipitriformes; Cathartidae
Gene: ZGRF1
Product: zinc finger GRF-type containing 1
Exons: 28
Coding region: 9-6440 (2143 amino acids)
Biological process (GO): double-strand break repair
Cellular component (GO): site of double-strand break; nucleus
Molecular function (GO): zinc ion binding; helicase activity
Source: RefSeq, a predicted model, not a curated record
CCGAAGCAAUGGCUUCUCAAGAAUUUACUGUAUUAUACACUCACCAAAAAAUGAAAAAAUCAAAAACGUGGCAAGAUGGAGUUCUGAGGAUUAGAACUGAUGGAAAUAAGGCUAUCUUGUUUGAUGAUAAAGGACAAUGUUUGGAGAGUAUUUUUAUAAAAUCCCAGGUGAAUGCUGGAGAUAAUUUAGAAAGUGAACGAUAUUUGAUCACAGUUGAAGCAGUGAAAGCGAAUGAAAAAUCUUUUGAAGAUCAGCGAAGGAAAGCAGAAAUUCCAGCAGUGGAUAGAAAUGGUGUAAAACCUGGUGUUUUGCCUCCAAAACAACUGUCUGUCGGCUUGAAAAGGAAGUUUACAGGUUUCCAAGGGCCACGCCAAGUUGAAAAGAAAAUAUCCACAAUGGAAGAUGGAGAAAAACCAACAAUAUUGCCUUUAUCUAAGCAGUGUCAGGGUACUUUUCCAUCCAAGUUUUAUAUUACCUCUCCAUUAUUUUCUACAAUUUGCAAGAAGGAUGCAGAAACAAAUCUGUCCACAUACUUUCAUGAAGAUGCGUGUACGGAUAAUGAUAGAGAACACGUGUCUCUCUCCUCACUGCUUUCAGCUCCGUUCCUUGACAGAUGUGAGGAGACAGAGAAGCAAAACUCUGAUCAGACCAUUGUGAAGCCAGAAUCUCCUCUAAUUAUGGGGCACGCCAAAUCUAGUAGUCAGACAGUCGGUCACAGGGCAGUGUCACACAACAUCAGGAGCACAGCACAGAUAAUAGCGCUUUUGAAGUCUAAACCAACACAAGAAUGCAGAGAGCAAGCAACAACUGAAGUCACAGAAUGUUUUUCUAGGUUUCAGGCAUCAGAAGACACAGAUAGUUUAUAUAACCAAAAAAGCACUAUCCUACCUGCUAUUUCAGGUGACCCUGCCAAAAGACUCAUUCAAAAUAUUCAGCACCUGCCUUUUACGAAGGGAACUGUAAAUGAUAAGAAGGAAUGGAAUGCUGAAAUGCUUCUAAAUUCAGCUGAACAACCUUGUGAUAAAGAAGUCACAGGACAGAGACAUGACAAAAAGGCAAAUAAUUUAAGUCAAGAUUUACAAGAUCCCUGCAAUACAAAUAGUUGCUUCCUACCUGAAUCCACCAUAAGUAGAAUGAGUGACAGUCAGUUUGUCCCAUCCUCAGGUGACAUUUUGUGUUCAGCAAGUCCAAUCACCUUUGAAAAAAAUCUCUCCAGAUACAGAGAGCAUUCAGUGACUAACGGUCUUAAGGAGAAUUCAUCUGUGAAGUUGCAAGGUGAGCUUCAGCCAAGACAAAAUUCAGGAAGAGUGCCUAGUGACCUGGAGCUCUCUGUGGACGUAACGUUGACUGAAAUUGGAAUUGUGAAGGAGGAAUUAAGUACGCACGGCAAAGACUGUGAUCCAGAUGAACAGGUGAUGGAGGUUAACUUUAAUCUAAUGGAGGCUUUUGAUUUUAAUGACACAGACAAUGAAGACCUGUGUGAAAGAGAUGUGAAUAAGCUCACUGAAGGAGACAUGCUUUCACAAAGUCCACAUUGCUUAAAGGGAGAAGAUGUAACACAAAAUGCUGCAUUGAGACUUCAUUCUUGCUGUGAAGCAGUGACACACAGUAAAAACGAAGUCAAAUGUUCAACAUCUGACAGAGAGAACGAGGGAAAUGACUGCGCUGAGGGUAUACCGUCUCAGCUUUGUGACAACAAUGUUGGAGAUAUAGGGAGAAUUGCAGGAGAUUCGGCAAACCGGACCAGAAUUCAAGUGGAACUUUUGGGUGACGGACACAACAUAAAAGAGAUUAAUGAAAGUCAAUUAAAUAUUGAAGCCACAAACAAUAAGAAGGAUCUUGAUGGCUGUGCAGCGCCUGCUAUUGAUGGCACAUCAUGGAUAAAAAGCAAGCGCUCUGACCUUUUGCCUGGUGACACAGAUGUUAAUGAAUGUCACCCUAAAACCAGUAUGUUUGAGAAAACUGAAAGUAUUUCAUGUAUUUCUACCAGCAAAAUAAUUUCUGCAAUGGACAAAAGGACCGAAGAAGAUGUUAUACAGCUUGGAUGCAUGAAAUCCCCAGAUGUUGAUUUAGAACACUUCUGGGAUACUAACAGUGAUGACAUUAAACCAGGUAGUCCUUUGCUGGCUUUGUCACAAAAAUCAGAUCCUAGCUAUGGCUCAUUCCAGUAUAUUGCAGAAGACCAUCAAAAGGUAUUUGGCGUUUCACAUAAGGAAGAUAAUCUCAUUUCCAGAAGUUCUAUCUAUCCUUUAGGAAAAGGCCAUUCGUCUCCAGAGGAAACAGCAAUAGGUGAAACUGAGUCUGAAAAUGUAGAGAGCAUAAAUGCCUUUCAUGAAGCCUGCAAAGGUGAAGGAAUAGGAACGGAUUGCCUGAAAUGCACAGCAAUGGCUGAAAAUUUGUCAGAUCUUCCUGAUUUGGUAAAUGAUAUCGCUCUUCUAAGAGCUUUAACUCAACAUAGCACAGCAUUAGAAAGCUUACAAAAGAUGGAGGAAAAUAAUAGCAUAUUAUAUGAAGCAGAGACUUCUAAAGAGAUAUUUGAACCUCUUGUGAAAGAUGAAGCUAUAAAACAGUUUACAGAAAUGCCUUACUCAGAAAGUAUACAGGCAUCUUCCUGUUCAUACUUUGAUUCUUCCGGCCUUAUGCCCAGCUGUGUGGACAAUUUAUUACAGAAAACAGAGGCAUGUAUUCUACCAAUAGCAGCGGCCCAAAGACACCCUAGGACAUCUGACUGCCAACCAAAGCCUGUUGCAUUUCAAGGGCACCAAGUAAAGGGAUCAGCAGCUAGUGAGAUAAUGUUGAGAGCUCCCUGCUCAAAGCUAGGAUGGCAGCAGUACGCAGAUAAUACGGAGUUUGCAGCUGAGAGAUUUUUGUCACCCCUGUUUUCAAGCAAUUAUGUCCUUUCUGACUUCAGACAGUCUCCAGGCUCAAGAAGUCUUCAUGAGGAUGAUAUCAACUUUAUCAGAGCAGAGAAUUUUCAAAAGAAGUCUAACAUUAUUAAAGAGUCAAGAACAGAUCAGUCCUCAUUGGCAUCGAAUGUGUAUUCUGAAGUUUCACCACGGACAACAUCAGUCUCACCUUCACGUUCUGAUUUGAGACAAACGCAGUGGACUUCAUGGGAACCUGACAAGAUUAUUUCAUCAGCAGAACUGACUUCCUCACUUGAUCCAGACUCUGCAAUUUCUCCAGCUUCAGGAAGUGAGGAAACUAUUGGAGACAUCCAGGAGCCCCUGAUACGCAGGAUCUUGCCAAGUGAACCAGAACUUUCAGAAUUUUUUUUCACACGGGAGAAACCCGGCUAUCCAGAGGAAUGCAACCUCUCAAGAUUCAAACCCACAGUUAAAACACGAACUCCAUUUGUCACUCUUCCUGCCCCUGAGAAGACUUCUGACGCAGUUUAUCCAACCGACUGCGAGGAGGUCCAGCAAUCUUUCGGCUCUUCAGCAGUCCAUUUAGGCAACAAGUCAGCGGUAUUUCCUAUUAGUGCUUUAGGCCCUGAGGACAGAAAUUAUGAAACCUCUGUGUUUGGAGAUGAUACAGAAGACAGAGAAAGGGAAUCCAUACAACCAGUGUUUCCUAAUGUGACUUCACAAUAUAGACAAAGCAAGUGGCUAAAAUAUCAAAACAGUGCUCAGUGUGACUUGAUAACUCAAAACAGCGAUGAUGGGGAAGUGACUGAUGACAUCUGUGCUGAGAACGUCCUUGGAAUGCCGCUGGGUGACACAGGAGAGAGCAGUGCUGUGAAUAAAAGUGCUCCCGGCUCUGCACCUCUCCUGACAGCAAAGAGCGUGCUUGGUAAAUGCUGUGCAAAUACCAGCAACCAAGAUUUGAUUUCAGAGGGGAAGUUACUUUCUCUGCACUUAAGUCAGACACCUUUGGCUGCAGCAACACAAAAGGUGUUAAGUCAUCUGAGCUGCCACACUGUAACAGGAGACGGCCAGGACAUAAUGAUUUCCGAGUUGUCUUUUCCUAAUGCGGAUAAAGUCAAAUAUGCUACUCUUCCUAAAAGAAAGAUUUCCAUACCAACUGUGUUUCAGUCUCAUGUUCACUACAAACAGAUUUUUAAAGCUGCUCUGACAGAGCAAUUAAACAUAAUGCUGUUUGAGUUGUCACAAAGAUUACACAAUGCUCUUUCAAAAGUGGAUAUAUCAUUUUACACUUCAUUGAAAGAUGGGCAAAGUGAGAGCAAAGAAAGCUGCGUUCCACUCUGCAAUCACAUGCGUCCUGCUAAGCUUGUUACGGUUAAAAAAGAAGGUCAAAACAAGGGUCGUUUGUUCUAUACCUGUGAUGCCCCAAAAGCUGAGCAGUGUUUGUUUUUCAAGUGGAUAGAAGAUGUGAACCCCGCACAGAUAAAAUCCAGACCUACUGUAGUGCUUCAUGAUAUAAAAAGUAUUGGGACAUACCUCAGAAGUCAAAAGAUUUCUCUCUAUGAGGGAUGCCAGCUUUUGGUGAGGAAAGCCUUUGAAAUUCAAACACAGCGGUGUAGUAAGUUCAAGAAAUUUAUGAAUACACCUGCCAGAUUUGAUGGCGAUUCCAAAAACAAAUUAUACCUCAAACUAAACAGAAAGGAGCAUUAUUCUCUCUAUAGCAAAGAUGAUAUUUGGGUUGUUUCGAAGACUCUGAACUUUGAUCCCCUUGAUACUUUCAUUGCAAGUAGUGCUUUCUUUGGACCAUCCUCCAACAAUGAAGUAGAAUUACUACCACUGAGAGGCUACUGUCCCUCAAACUGGCGAUCAAAUACAUUUGUUCAUGCCUUGCUGGUUUGUAAUGCUAGUGGUGAGCUUACAUCUUUAAGAAAUAUGGAGGAGCACUUCAAUCCAUCUACGUUACCACUAAUACCAUAUCUACUAAAAAUGAAUUUUGAUUCUAAAAAUGCUACCAGUAGAGUCAACAAAAGAAAAUUUAUUCCACCUGCCAUCAGCCUGAAACGCACAACGAUGUAUGGACCUGUCAGCACUGAAGUGGCAAUGGGAAUAGCUGAAAAGAUGAUCCAAACAUUCUCGUUGAACCCGGAUCAAGCUACGUCACUGAUUCAGAUAGCUCAGAUGAUGACCUCAUGUGAAAAUACCAAAGCAGUGGAAGAACAUCAGAUCUUCCCUAUCACAAUCAUACGUGGUGUUUUUGGAGCUGGAAAGAGCUAUCUGCUGUCUGUUGUGAUCUUGUUCCUAGUACAGCUCUUUGAAAGCAGUGAAGCUACGGAAGGUCCAAGGCCAGCUCCAUGGAAACUUCUGAUUGCUUCUUCCACUAACGUUGCCGUUGACAGGAUACUGCUGGGUCUACUUGAUCUUGGAUUUGAGGAUUUUAUCAGAGUGGGAAGUAUUAGGAAAAUCACCAAAGCAAUUCUUCCCCAUAGUUUACAUGCUGGCUCAGGAAAUGAAAAUGAGCAGUUAAAAGAGCUGCUUGCUCUCAUGAAAGAAGAUUUAACUCCAGUUGAAAAAAUAUACGUAAGGAAGAGUAUUGAGCAACAUAAACUGGGGACCAAUAAAACUAUACUGCAACAGGUAAAAGUGGUUGGAGUGACCUGUGCUGCCUGCCCGUUCCCUUGUCUGAAUACUCUUAAGUUUCCUGUAGUGAUGCUGGAUGAGUGCAGUCAGAUGACUGAACCUGCUUCUCUCCUUCCCAUCGCAAGGUUUCAGUGUGAAAAGCUAGUCCUUGUUGGAGACCCUAAGCAAUUACCGCCAACUAUUCAAGGGUCUGAGAGUGUUCAUGAAAAGGGAUUGGAGCAGACUCUUUUUGACCGGCUUUGCUUGAUGGGACAUAAACCAAUACUUCUUCGGACACAAUACCGAUGUCACCCUGCUAUUAGUGCCAUAGCCAACGAGCUGUUCUAUGAAGGAAAUCUGAUAGAUGGUGUUUCCGAGAAAGACAGAAGUCCUUUACUGGAUUGGCUUCCAACACUAUGUUUUUAUAGUGUUAAUGGGGUAGAGCAAAUUGAAAGAGACAACAGCUUUUAUAACAUGGCAGAAGUUCAUUUUACAGUCAAGCUCAUCCAGUCUCUGAUUGCAAGUGGAAUAGAAGGAUCUGCAAUUGGUGUGAUUACUCUUUAUAAAUCACAGAUGUGUAAGAUUCAGAAUUUGCUGAGUGGCGUACACUCUGAGGCUUUUGAAACUAAAGCUGUCCAGGUGUCCACUGUAGACGCAUUCCAAGGAGCUGAGAAGGAGAUCAUUGUUUUGUCGUGUGUAAGAACAAGACAAAUUGGGUUCAUAGACUCAGAAAAGAGGAUGAACGUUGCACUAACGAGAGCAAAGAGGCAUUUGUUGAUUGUUGGAAAUCUGGCCUGUUUAAGUAGGAACAGACUGUGGGGACAAGUAAUUCAUCACUGCAAAGGAUGGGAAAAUGGAUUACAACAUGUAAGCCAGUGCGAGCAGCAGCUAAACAACAUUCUUAAGUGUUAUUUGGAGAAACAGAAGGAAGAGGAACAGAGUAAGAAAAAGGAAAAAUAAAAUGUGUGCCUAUUUUAUGAAGAAAAUAUGAAUUGCGUCUCUAUAAAAAUGAUCAGAAUGAUUGCAAAUCUAGUAUUUAUAUUUAAUGUGGAAAAUUUUUGUUUGUAUCUCAGUGCACUGACACUUCUGUUUUGACCCCUUGUUUGUGUGAGUAAAAAUGUAUAAAGUAA